Messenger RNA from Camellia sinensis, 1589 nucleotides. NCBI's taxonomy places the organism in Eukaryota, Viridiplantae, Streptophyta, Magnoliopsida, Ericales, Theaceae. The record is from RefSeq and is a predicted model, not a curated record.
CCCCCUCAAAAUCAAAUCUACCUGUCCAUCAGAAUCGGUUACGGGAGGGAGGGAGGGGUAUGGUGGUUAUCUGUGGUGGAGCAAGUCUCAUCAGCAGCACAUGAAAGAUGUGCACUAUCUUUCCUCCCUCCUCUUCCGUUUCUCUCUAGUCUGCGCCCUCGUCGCCUUGCGUGCGCCUGUUGCGCAACCUCCUAACCUACUCCCCUCCUGCCCUUCCCUUCUCAUCCACCACUCACUCUCCACUCCGAUCAUCAUCACCAACAAUAACGACGCCGCCAUGUCCAAAGCUCGAGUUUACUCUGACGUCAAUGUUCUUCGUCCCAGAGACUACUGGGAUUACGAAUCGCACACUGUUCAGUGGGGUGAUCAAGAUGACUAUGAGGUUGUACGGAAAGUUGGAAGGGGAAAAUACAGUGAAGUUUUUGAAGGCAUAAACGUCAACAACAACGAGCGGUGUGUAAUCAAGAUUCUAAAGCCUGUUAAGAAGAAAAAGGUAACCCUUUGGUGGGGAAUUACUUAUCUUGGGUUACUUUUUGGGAAUUGGGAAUUACUUAGUUCUCUUCCCUUCCUUUUUUUCUUAGAUUCAAUUCUUCCAUCUUGCAUUUCAUUUAAUGUAUGGUCAUGUAACAUUGUCAAAAUUUAUGUAUUAUUGACCACAUUGACAGAUUAUGACAUACGUUACUACAUAUAUGAGCUUCUCAAGGCACUAGAUUAUUGUCACUCACAAGGGAUAAUGCAUAGAGAUGUGAAGCCUCAUAACGUAAUGAUAGACCAUGAGUUACGAAAACUUCGCUUGAUAGAUUGGGGUCUUGCAGAAUUCUAUCAUCCUGGCAAGGAAUACAAUGUCCGUGUUGCUUCAAGAUAUUUCAAGGGACCUGAACUCUUAGUUGAUCUGCAAGACUAUGAUUAUUCUAUGGAUAUGUGGAGUCUUGGUUGCAUGUUUGCAGGAAUGAUAUUCCGCAAGGAACCUUUCUUUUAUGGACAUGACAACCAUGAUCAGCUUGUCAAAAUUGCAAAGGUACUUGGGACAGAUGAGUUAAAUGCGUAUUUGAAUAAAUAUCAUUUAGAGCUUGAUCCUCAACUUGAUGCUCUUGUUGGGAGGCACAGUAGGAAGCCCUGGUCCAAAUUUAUUAAUGAUGAUAAUCAGCAUCUUGUAUCACCAGAGGCUAUUGAUUUUCUCGACAAGCUUCUUCGAUAUGACCAUCAAGAUAGGCUUACAGCAAAAGAAGCAAUGGCUCAUCCAUAUUUCUCUCAAGUCCGGGCUGCAGAGAGUAGUAGGAUGCGGAUGCAGUAACCUAUAUACGUGAAUGUUACAUAUUUGCAGUUUCAUACUCCAAACACUCGUCAUUUGGUGUUUAGAGGUUUGCAUAUGGUGUUUACUUGUAUGAUAUGAUAUUCUCUUAUAUCCAUUUGAGAUACUGUAUUUAGACAACUUCUGGAUUGGGAUGUGGAUUUUUACAGCUACCUGUAUGCAUUUAUAUGAUGCAUCAGCUACCAUUUCGUGUAUAUAUAAACACUAGUGUACUUAUGGCCUUCCUAGUGAGAUGUAUUUCUAGUUUUGUUAGUCAGUUGCUUUCAUAUUAAAGUUC